This is a messenger RNA of Capsicum annuum, 1031 nucleotides long. Its product is annotated as epimerase family protein SDR39U1 homolog, chloroplastic. The record is from RefSeq and is a predicted model, not a curated record. Lineage: Eukaryota; Viridiplantae; Streptophyta; Magnoliopsida; Solanales; Solanaceae.
GAAAGUAAGAUGAUUGUAUCAGUCACUGGAGCUACUGGAUUUGUUGGGAAAAGAUUGGUGCAAAGAUUACAUGCAGAUAAACAUCAGAUUCGUGUGUUGACAAGAUCAAGAUCCAAAGCACAAUCGAUAUUUCCGGUUAAAGAGUUUCCGGGAAUUGUAAUUGCUGAGGAGCCAGAGUGGAGAGACUGCAUUGCAGGUUCAACAGCUGUUGUAAAUUUGGCUGGAACACCGAUUAGUACUAGAUGGUCUCCUGAGAUCAAGAAGGAUAUCAAGCAAAGCAGGGUUAGAGUAACCUCCAAGGUUGUAGAAUUAAUCAAUAAUUCAAAGGAUGACGCCCAUCCCAAAGUUUUAAUAAGUGCAACAGCAGUUGGUUAUUAUGGAACCAGUGAGACUCAAGUGUUUGAUGAGCAAAGUCCGUCAGGAAAUGACUACCUGGCUGAGGUUUGUAGAGAAUGGGAGGCAGCUGCGCUCAAAGUCAAUAAGGAUGUUAGGCUUGCUCUAAUUCGUAUUGGGGUUGUCCUUGGAAAAGAUGGUGGUGCUUUAGCUAAAAUGAUUCCUAUCUUCAUGAUGUUUGCUGGGGGACCUUUGGGCUCCGGAAAGCAAUGGUUUUCUUGGAUUCAUCUCGACGACAUUGUGGAUUUGAUAUAUGAAGCUUUAUCCAAUCCAUCGUAUAAAGGGGUGAUAAAUGGAACAGCACCGAAUCCUGUACGACUGGGAGAAAUGUGUGAACAUCUGGGAUCCGUUUUAGGGAGACCUUCCUGGCUACCAGUACCAGAUUUUGCAUUAAAAGCUGUACUUGGAGAGGGUGCAUCAGUGGUAGGAUAUUUGUAACCUCAGCUUAUUAGUACUACCUAUUUGUCUGUAUUGAUCGGAAACAGCCUCUCUACCUCCCAAAGUAGGGGUAAGGUCUGCGUACACUCUUCCCUCCCCAGACCCCACAAGUGGGAUUACACCGGAUAUGUUGUUGUUUGUAUUGAUCGGGAAUAACCUUUCUACCCUUCCAAGGUAUGGGUAAGGUCUGCGUACACUCA